GUGUGUACCUGACAUUUAAAUCUGAAUCACGUUAUCCUGUACAGGUAGGAGGACCAGGAACAAUAAACACCUGGGACCCGCCAUGUUGGAUUUUUGAAGUUUUUUAUGGUGGAAGUUGUUCUAAAAUGAUAAGUUCUGGCAGCCUUUGUACAAAGUUCGAUACAGCUGAGAACUAAUUGCCGGUAUAUUGUGCUGACAAAGGACAACAAUAUGUUAUCUACAUGUAGAUUGUGGACAGAGAAUGCUGCAACUUUAAAAUCCCAUGGGUAGCUAAGGGACCAGGAACUAAGAUUAAACACUUAGAUCCCGCCAUGUUGGAUUGUGACGUCUGUUAGUUUACCAGUGAAAUUAAAUUGAAUAAAUGCCCUCCUAGAUUGUAAAGAAAAAGUCUGCUUACAAUGGACCCUUGGAACAGUGCCCAUGAUGUUGUACGCUGCACCCUGUGUAAAACAUCUAUUGCCCCCAUGUACUGUGAAGUUUGUCAUAUACAUCUGUGUGGAAACUGUGUUGAGAAACAUUUCUCUGAUUCCUCUAAAGUUCAUAAAGUGGUGCCACUUAAACAGUAUCUAACCACUCUGAACUAUCCCAAGUGUAGGAAACACCCCAACAAACAAUGUGAACUCCACUGUGAACAAUGUGACAUUCCUAUUUGUGCACAGUGUAUUUCUGGGGAACAUUUGGGACAUAAACCAGUUGACAUUUUAAAAACCUUUGAAAGCAAAACGGAAAAGUUGCAAAAAGAUUUGCAGGAAUUAGAGAAAUUCAUUUAUCCUAAAUACAAAAAGAUUGCAUCCAACAUCCCAGUGCAAAAAGCUGAUCUGAGUAAAAACUCCCGGAAAUUGACAACAGCAAUUGACAAACAAGGAGAAGUCUGGCACAGAGAAAUAGACACCAUUAUCACAAACCUGAAAUCUAACGUGGAGGAAAUGGAAUCCAAACACCUGCCAAUCCUAAAUAAACAGGAAAAUGAAAUCACACACACCAUUUCUGAAAUCACACAGACCAUUGCUGAACUGAAGAAGCUACUGAACUCCAAAGAUGUCUGCCUUGUCUCUGAGUACAAAUCAAGGAAUGCUGAAUUCAGAAGAUUGCCUCCUAAACUCAAAGUGUCCUUACCAAACUUUAGGCCUCAGAAAAUCCACACAGAUCAGCUGAUUGAACAGUUUGGUUCUCUGUCAGCAUUAUCUUUUACAACAGAGAAACAAGACUACAGCAUGCCGACCCAGGGAGCCGAGUCCUCUCCCCCAGACCAGUCACUGAUGGAUGUACCCCGGGUCAUCACAGAUAUAGGCACAGGGUAUAGACAUCUAUUCGGUGUGACGUGUCUGAAUGAUACAGAAGUAUGGACGCGUGGUAAUGACAACAUGAUGAAACUCUUCAACCUGCAGGGAGAACUAGUGGAGUCCAUCCAAACCAAGUCUGGGAACGAUCCAAUAGACAUAGCAGUGACAAGGAGUGGUGAUCUAGUUUAUACUGGUUACAGUGAUAGAACUGUGAACAUAGUGAAGAAUACACAGAUACAGACAGUGAUCAGACUACAGGGGUGGAGACCUUGGGGUGUCUGUAGUACCUCCUCUGGUGACCUCCUGGUUGUCAUGGACAGUGAUGAUAAUAAACAAACAAAAGUUGUGUGUUACUCUGGCUCCACAGAGAAAGAAAGUAUUCAGUACGACAAAGGACAACCUCUCUAUUCAUCUGGUGGAUUAUUUAACACUAAAUACAUCAGUGAGAACAGAAACCUAGAUAUCUGUGUGUCAGACUAUGGAGCCCAUGCAGUAGUGGUGGUCAAUCAGGCCGGGAAACUCCGGUUUACCUACACUGGUCCUCCCUCUACUACCAAGGAAUCAUUUGUUCCAUACGGCAUCACAACAGACAGCCAGGGUCGGAUCCUGACAGCAGACCGUGACAACCACCGUAUCCACAUCCUGGAUCAGGACGGACAGUUCCUCCGCUACAUUGACAACUGUCAUUUACAGUAUCCAUGUGGUUUAUGUGUGGACACCAGAGACAACCUCUUUGUGGCUGAGUGUGUCACAGGUAAAGUGAAGAGAAUCCAAUAUUACAUGUAAAUCAAUUAACUGCAUAAAUUAUAUGUAAACAAAUGAACCAAGUAUACAUUACAUACUGUGUGUGUAAGAUCAUUCAUGUAAAGAAACUGUUUACAUCUGAAUAUACAUGGUGUAUAUUAGAUAGGAUUACUGUGUGAUUAUAUUGUACUUACAGUCAGUAUUGCAGAUAAAUUACAGA
Magallana angulata is the source of this 2247-nucleotide messenger RNA. Its product is annotated as E3 ubiquitin-protein ligase TRIM71-like. The coding region runs from base 399 to 2069 and encodes 556 amino acids. The transcript is spliced from 3 exons. Gene Ontology annotation, molecular function: protein binding; ubiquitin-protein transferase activity; zinc ion binding. The record is from RefSeq and is a predicted model, not a curated record. Gene Ontology annotation, biological process: positive regulation of DNA-templated transcription. NCBI's taxonomy places the organism in Eukaryota, Metazoa, Mollusca, Bivalvia, Ostreida, Ostreidae. Gene Ontology annotation, cellular component: nucleoplasm; chromatin.